AGAGGUUUUUAAGAAGAAUCUGAUGGUGAGAGUAGGUUAAGAAGACUCAGGAUGACGACAACAGUAGCGACAGAUUAUGACAAUAUUGAAAUCCAACAGCAGUACAGCGAUGUCAACAACCGCUGGGAUGUCGAUGACUGGGACAAUGAAAAUAGUUCUGCUCGACUGUUUGAACGAUCCCGCAUCAAGGCCCUAGCUGAUGAACGUGAGGCAGUUCAGAAGAAGACUUUCACUAAGUGGGUUAAUUCCCACUUGGCACGUGUAUCAUGCAGAAUUACAGAUUUGUACACUGACCUGCGCGAUGGAAGGAUGCUCAUCAAACUUCUGGAAGUUCUUUCAGGGGAAAGACUUCCUAAACCGACUAAGGGAAGGAUGCGCAUCCAUUGCCUGGAGAAUGUUGAUAAAGCCCUCCAGUUCCUGAAGGAGCAAAGAGUGCACCUAGAAAACAUGGGAUCUCAUGAUAUUGUGGAUGGGAAUCACAGGCUGACACUUGGCCUUAUUUGGACUAUUAUCCUGAGAUUCCAGAUCCAAGAUAUCAGUGUCGAAACUGAGGACAACAAGGAGAAGAAAUCUGCUAAAGAUGCUUUGCUUUUGUGGUGCCAGAUGAAGACAGCUGGUUACCCCAAUGUCAACAUUCACAACUUCACAACCAGCUGGAGGGACGGGAUGGCUUUCAAUGCACUGAUCCAUAAGCACAGGCCUGAUCUGAUUGAUUUUGACAAGCUGAAGAAAUCAAAUGCACACUACAAUCUGCAGAAUGCUUUUAACCUUGCAGAGCAACACCUUGGUCUUACUAAGCUCCUGGACCCCGAGGAUAUCAGUGUUGAUCAUCCUGAUGAAAAGUCAAUCAUCACCUAUGUGGUGACAUAUUACCACUACUUCUCCAAGAUGAAAGCUUUAGCUGUUGAAGGAAAACGUAUUGGAAAGGUGCUUGACAAUGCCAUUGAAACGGAGAAAAUGAUUGAAAAAUACGAAUCGCUGGCUUCCGACCUUCUUGAGUGGAUUGAGCAAACCAUUAUUAUCCUCAACAAUCGCAAAUUUGCCAACUCCCUAGUUGGUGUGCAACAGCAGCUACAGGCAUUCAACACUUACCGCACAGUAGAGAAACCACCCAAAUUUACGGAAAAAGGAAACCUAGAAGUGCUGCUGUUUACCAUCCAAAGCAAAAUGAGGGCCAACAAUCAGAAAGUAUACAUGCCAAGGGAGGGCAAACUCAUCUCUGACAUUAACAAGGCCUGGGAAAGACUGGAAAAAGCUGAACAUGAAAGAGAACUGGCACUGCGAAAUGAGCUCAUCAGACAAGAGAAACUGGAACAACUUGCACGCCGAUUUGAUCGCAAGGCAGCUAUGAGAGAAACUUGGCUGAGUGAAAAUCAACGUCUCGUUUCUCAGGAUAAUUUUGGCUUUGACCUUCCAGCGGUAGAGGCCGCGACAAAGAAGCAUGAGGCCAUUGAAACAGACAUCGCAGCGUAUGAAGAGCGAGUCCAGGCCGUGGUGGCGGUUGCGAAAGAGCUUGAGACUGAAAAUUACCAUGAUAUCAAACGCAUUACUGCGAGAAAGGACAACGUUAUACGCCUAUGGGAGUAUCUCCUGGAGCUGCUCAGGGCACGGAGACAGCGGCUGGAGAUGAAUCUUGGUCUGCAAAAGAUUUUCCAGGAAAUGCUGUACAUUAUGGACUGGAUGGAUGAGAUGAAGGUGCUUCUGCUGUCUCAAGACUAUGGCAAACAUUUAUUAGGAGUUGAAGACCUGUUGCAGAAACAUGCUCUUGUGGAAGCUGACAUUGCCAUUCAGGCUGAGAGAGUGAGAGGGGUCAAUGCAUCUGCUCAGAAGUUUGCCACCGAUGGAGAAGGUUACAAACCGUGUGACCCGCAAGUUAUCAGGGACCGCGUCGCUCACAUGGACUUCUGUUACCAAGAGCUGUGCCAGCUCGCAGCCGAGCGCCGGGCCCGCUUGGAGGAGUCCCGGCGCCUCUGGAAAUUCUUCUGGGAAAUGGCUGAAGAAGAGGGUUGGAUCAGAGAGAAGGAACAGAUCCUGUCAUCUGAUGACUAUGGGAAGGACCUAACCAGUGUUGUCCGUCUCUUGAGUAAACAUAAGGCGUUCGAAGACGAAAUGAGUGGUCGUAGUGGCCACUUUCAGCAGGCGAUAAAAGAAGGUGAAGACAUGAUUGCGGAGGAGCAUUUUGGGUCUGAGAAAAUCAGAGAAAGAAUUAAGGAUAUCCGGGAGCAGUGGGCUAACUUGGAACAGUUAUCUGCCAUUAGGAAGAAGCGUCUGGAGGAAGCCUCUCUCCUUCACCAGUUCCAGGCUGACGCUGAUGACAUUGAUGCGUGGAUGUUGGACAUCCUCAAAAUCGUCUCCAGCAAUGAUGUUGGCCAUGAUGAAUAUUCCACUCAGUCCUUGGUCAAGAAACACAAAGAUGUGGCUGAAGAGAUUGCAAGCUACCGGCCAACCAUUGACUCGCUUCACGAACAAGCGAAGGCUCUACCGCAGGAGCACGCUGGAUCUCCAGAUGUGCAAGGCAGAUUGUCCGGAAUAGAGGAGAGAUACAAAGAGGUUGCUGAGCUGACUCGGCUGCGUAAACAGGCCUUGCAGGAUACCCUUGCUCUUUAUAAGAUGUUCAGUGAGGCAGAUGCUUGUGAGCUUUGGAUUGACGAAAAGGAGAAGUGGCUGAAUAAUAUGCAGAUUCCAGAGAAGCUGGAGGACCUGGAAGUGAUCCAGCACAGAUUUGAAAGCUUAGAACCAGAAAUGAACAAUCAGGCAUCCCGUGUUGCAGUAGUGAACCAGAUUGCUAGACAGCUAAUGCACAGCGGCCAUCCAAGUGAGAAGGAGAUCAAAGCACAGCAAGAUAAACUCAACACAAGAUGGAGCCAGUUCAGAGAACUGGUAGAUAGGAAGAAGGAUGCUCUACUCUCUGCUCUGAGUAUCCAGAACUACCAUCUUGAAUGUAAUGAAACCAAAUCCUGGAUCAGGGAAAAGACCAAAGUGAUCGAAUCCACCCAAGAUCUGGGUAAUGAUCUAGCUGGAGUGAUGGCCCUGCAGAGGAAGCUGACGGGCAUGGAACGUGACUUGGUAGCCAUUGAAGCCAAGCUAAGCGACCUGCAAAAAGAGGCCGAAAAGUUGGAGUCAGAGCAUCCUGACCAGGCACAGGCUAUCCUUUCACGGCUUGCAGAAAUCAACGAUGUGUGGGAAGAAAUGAAGACCACCCUCAAGAACCGGGAAGAGUCCCUUGGAGAGGCAAGCAAACUGCAGCAGUUCCUGAGAGACCUGGAUGACUUCCAGUCUUGGCUAUCCAGAACGCAGACUGCAAUUGCGUCCGAAGAUAUGCCAAACACACUGACAGAGGCCGAGAAGCUGCUUACUCAACACGAGAAUAUUAAGAAUGAAAUCAAUAAUUAUGAGGAAGAUUAUCAGAAAAUGAGGGACAUGGGUGAGAUGGUGACACAAGGGCAAACUGACGCUCAGUACAUGUUCUUACGCCAGCGCCUACAAGCUUUGGACACUGGAUGGAAUGAGCUUCACAAAAUGUGGGAGAACAGGCAAAAUCUCCUUUCCCAGUCUCAUGCCUACCAGCUCUUUCUCAGAGAUACCAAGCAAGCAGAAGCAUUUCUUAAUAACCAGGAGUAUGUUUUGGCGCACACAGAAAUGCCCACUACCUUGGAAGGAGCAGAAGCUGCUAUUAAAAAACAGGAGGAUUUCAUGACCACGAUGGAUGCCAAUGAAGAAAAGAUUAAUGCAGUUGUAGAGACUGGCAGGAGGCUAGUUAGCGAUGGGAACAUUAACUCUGAUAAAAUCCAGGAGAAAGUGGACUCCAUUGAUGACAGACAUAGAAAGAACCGUGAAGCAGCCAGUGAACUUCUGAUGAGACUGAAAGAUAACAGGGAUCUUCAAAAGUUUCUUCAGGAUUGUCAAGAGCUCUCGCUCUGGAUCAAUGAAAAGAUGCUUACAGCUCAGGAUAUGUCCUAUGACGAGGCAAGGAACCUGCAUAGCAAAUGGCUGAAGCAUCAGGCAUUUAUGGCAGAACUUGCAUCCAACAAAGAGUGGCUGGAGAAGAUUGAAAAGGAGGGAAUGCAGCUCAUUGCAGAGAAACCAGAGACUGAAGCUGUAGUGAAAGAAAAGCUGACAGGUCUCCAUCAAAUGUGGGAAGAGCUGGAAUCCACUACCCAGACCAAGGCGCAGCGUCUCUUUGAUGCAAACAAGGCGGAGCUUUUUACUCAGAGCUGUGCUGAUUUGGAUAAGUGGCUGAAUGGUUUGGAGAGUCAAAUUCAGUCGGACGACUACGGAAAAGAUCUCACCAGUGUCAACAUCCUGUUGAAGAAGCAGCAGAUGCUAGAGAAUCAAAUGGAUGUUCGUAAGAAGGAGAUAGAGGAGCUGCAAAGCCAGGCAAGGGCUUUAAGUCAAGAAGGGAAGAGUACAGAUGAAGUAGAUGGCAAACGCCUUACUGUAGAAAAGAAGUUUUUGGAGUUGUUGGAACCUUUGAAUGAAAGAAAGGCAAACCUGCUGGCCUCCAAAGAGAUCCACCAGUUCAACCGAGAUGUGGAAGAUGAAAUUUUGUGGGUCGGGGAGAGGAUGCCUAUAGCUACAUCUACUGAUCAUGGACACAACCUCCAGACUGUGCAGCUACUAAUAAAGAAAAAUCAGACCCUUCAGAAAGAAAUCCAGGGACAUCAGCCUCGUAUCGAUGACAUCUUUGAGAGGAGUCAAAACAUUAUCACAGAGAGUAGCCCUAAUGCUGAAGCAAUUCAGCAGAGACUUGCAGACUUGCAGCAGCUGUGGAACCUCCUAAUCGAGGAGACAGAGAAACGCCACAAGCGCUUAGAGGAGUCUCACAGAGCACAGCAGUAUUACUUUGAUGCUGCCGAGGCUGAGGCCUGGAUGAGUGAGCAGGAGCUCUACAUGAUGUCAGAAGAGAAAGCCAAGGAUGAACAGAGUGCGGUGUCCAUGCUGAAGAAACACCAGAUUUUGGAACAAGCUGUAGAAGACUAUGCUGAAACUGUGCACCAGCUUUCAAAGACCAGCAGAACUUUGGUGGCAGAUAAUCACCCAGAAAGGUAUUAA
Phaethon lepturus (White-tailed tropicbird) is the source of this 5052-nucleotide messenger RNA. It is a transcript of the gene SPTBN1, whose product is annotated as spectrin, beta, non-erythrocytic 1. Gene Ontology annotation, cellular component: cell projection; plasma membrane; cell junction. Lineage: Eukaryota; Metazoa; Chordata; Aves; Phaethontiformes; Phaethontidae. Gene Ontology annotation, biological process: protein localization to plasma membrane; actin cytoskeleton organization. The coding region runs from base 52 to 5052 and encodes 1666 amino acids. Gene Ontology annotation, molecular function: actin filament binding. The record is from RefSeq and is a predicted model, not a curated record. The transcript has 23 exons.